Messenger RNA from Anastrepha obliqua, 2235 nucleotides. It is a transcript of the gene Tpr2, whose product is annotated as dnaJ homolog subfamily C member 7. The record is from RefSeq and is a predicted model, not a curated record. The transcript has 4 exons. Gene Ontology annotation, molecular function: protein binding. Lineage: Eukaryota; Metazoa; Arthropoda; Insecta; Diptera; Tephritidae. The coding region runs from base 606 to 2030 and encodes 474 amino acids.
UGUUGAAGGGCUAGCGUGAGCGGUUUACGAGAAGGUGUCGAGAAAACAACAACGGCUAACUAACGGAUAACCAACAUAGUGGCAGCGCUUUUUUUUUUAGCUCUGUGGCAAAAAUAGAAAUCACUUAUUAUAUGUAGACUUCACUGGCAGAGAUUUUUCGAUAGUCAUUUUUGAUGUUUUAAAUUACAAAAAAAAAUUUUUUUCUUGGCUAUAAUUGUUUACUCAUAAAAUAUACACACUCAACGUGGCUAAAUAAAGCUGCUUUCGCUUGAUCGUUAAUCGUUGCUUUUGUGUAUUCUAAACGUUUGAGUUUGUCUGUGUGUGUUUGUGGGUGAUAACCUAUUUUUUAAACGCACUUUAUGUUUUUUUUUUUUGAGAAAUGCAAUGUGAGCAAAGUUGAAAAAUAGCAAGUGGCAGAAAUAUUUCACCCGCGAAACUACAUAUUUGACUUUAACCGUGAAGGUCUUUGAGAACAGACAGCAACCUACUUUGUUCUUAGUUUUUUAUGCAAUCAAAAUAUUUAUUGUUGGCAAAUAAAAUAGUAAACGGAAUUCAAUAAGGGUAUCUGAUUCGGCUUAUCAGUGCAACCAUUUACAUUGAAACCAAUGAAAUCUACAUUCGAGAAGACUUUAGCAAAGAUGAUUUAUAUUGCUGAGGAGAAGAAGAAGCUUGGCAACGACCAAUACAAAGCACAAAAUUACCAGGCUGCACUUAAACUCUACUCUGAUGCCAUCCAACUAUGUCCCGAUUUCGCUGCUUACUAUGGCAACCGUUCCGCUUGUUACGUUAUGCUUUCCAACUACAUAAAUGCCUUAAGCGAUGCUCGUCAAGCUGUGCGACUUGAUCCGAAAUUCGAGAAGGCCUACGUACGUAUCGCCAAGUGCUGCUUGGUCAUGGGCGAUAUGGUUGGAAGCGAGCAGGCUAUUAAAAAAGUGUUGGAGUUGGACGCUCAAAGUAAUGCUGUCAAAACAGAACAACAAGGAUUGCAGCAGUUGCGUCAGCUGGAGAAAACGAUACAAACAAAUUACGAUUCUAAGGCAUUCCGCAAUGUUGUCUAUUAUUUAGACAGUGCUUUGGCAAUUGCACCCGCCUGCCUUAGGUAUCGUCUUCUCAAAGCGGAAUGCCUCGCGUUUCUUGGCCGGUGCGAAGAGGCUGUGGAUAUUGCCGUAAGCGUUAUGAAGUUAGAUACUACAUCCGCGGAUGCUAUAUACGUUCGUGGUUUGUGUCUCUACUACACUGACAAUCUUGAAAAAGGCAUUUUACAUUUUGAACGCGCUCUUCAACUUGAUCCCGAUCAUAAAAAAGCCAAAGAUAUGCGAAAUAAAAGUAAAGCUUUAAAAGAGAUGAAGGAGAAUGGAAAUACUCUCUUUAAGUCGGGUCGUUUUCGAGAAGCGCAAACUGUGUACACAGACGCACUGAAGAUAGAUGAGCUAAAUAAGGACAUCAAUUCAAAACUGCUGUACAAUCGGGCAUUGGUGAACUCAAAAAUCGGCUCUUUGCGAGAUGCCAUCGCUGAUUGUACACGUGUUUUGGAAAUCAAUUCCCAAUAUUUGAAGGCAUUGCUUCUACGUGCGCGUUGCUACAACGACCUAGAGAAAUACGAAGAGUGUGUGAAUGAUUACGAGACGGCGUUGCAGUUGCAAAAGACUCCAGAGAUUAAGAAGUUAUUGCGUGAUGCUAAACUUGCGUUAAAGAGGUCUAAGCGUAAAGAUUACUACAAGAUCCUUGGUAUAUCUCGCAACGCCACAGAAGAUGAAAUAAAGAAAGCUUACCGUAAGAAGGCAUUGGUGCAUCAUCCGGACCGACAUGCCAAUAGCAGCGCAGAAGAACGCAAAGAAGAGGAACUGAAAUUCAAGGAAAUCGGUGAGGCCUAUGCAAUUUUGUCGGAUCAACGCAAAAAGAUGCGAUAUGACAACGGCCACGAUAUAGAAGAUCAAGAACAAGAUUUUGAUCCCAAUCAAAUGUUCCGGCACUUCUUCCAGUUUAGCAGUGGAACAGGGCCGGGCACAUCGUUCGGAUUUGAAUUUUAAAUUGUGUUUUGACCAAGAUUAUGACCACCUCAUCACAACCAGGAUGUUUUUCAUAAGAUGUAUUCUCUACAAUGCAAACAACCGCAAAUGCAGUUACGCAGAAUUCAAAUAUAAAAACAAAACCAAAUUGUAAAAACCGUUGCUUGUCGGUACUUCAAUGAAAAUCUUUUGAAAAUGUGAGGAAAAUAAAAUUAUCAGCGUUUAA